AUGAAUUAUACUAUACAUGGAAAUGAUUGUUUACAUAAUAUGAAUCCAAAUCAACUUCAUCCAAUAGUGUAUACAACUAGUAAUUCUUCAUAUGACAGAUUACCACUUCUUAGAAAUCAAGGUAGAUCACUUUCAGCAAGAGAAUAUGAACCACAAAAAUCUUUUGAUUCCUUAUCACCAAAUAUGUAUAAUAUUUCUAAAUCUUUUGAGAGUGAUGAUAAUAAUGAUUAUAAUUAUUUCACAAAAGAGUCUAAUGAACUUAAUCGUAGUACAAAGAAGUCAAAAAGUGUUGGUAAAACAUUUUAUGCUAAAUAUAAAUCUCAACAUCAAUUAUAUGAAAAGGAAGGAUUAUCAGUAUCCCGUUUAACAAGUCUCGGAAAUGUUUCACCAAGAAUUUUACCCAAUCUUCCCAGACAAUUUCCUUCUAAUUAUAAUAUAAAACGCCCCUCAGAACUUAAAUUAUUUCAGUACGACACAACUGAAAAAUAUAACUCAAAAAUAGGAGAUAAACAAAAUUAUUUUUGGAAUAGAAAUUCAUUAUAUCCAAAAGCAUCUUCUAAAAUAAUGAGAUCAACAUCUUGUAAGACGACACCUAGUCGAAUGAGAUCCAUAUCACCAAUGAACAAUGAUGGUACAAUAAAAUGUGAACCAGAAUAUUCAUCCUUCAACAAUUUAAAUAUUAUAGAUUUUCUUUAUAAUGUUCGUUCACAUGAAGAUGAAGGUAAUUUAAAUGAUAAUAUUAAUCAAAAAUCAUCAUCAAAUGUUUUUUUAAAAAAAGCUACAAGAAGUGUUACAAAAAAGAUAGCACAGUUAAAAAUGGGCCAAAAAGAAUCAAGAUUACAAAAAUCUACAAAUGAAUUAAAUUCUGGUUUUAGUAAUUCAUUUGAUAAUUCAUAUAUUGAAACAAAUAAAAUAGAACAAAAUAAAAAACAUAUCAAUAAUUCUAGUCGUACAAAUAGUACUAAUUCAGAUGAUUCUUAUAUAAUAGAUAAUAAACCAACAACCAAGACAGGAAGUAGUGGUAGUUUAAAUAUUUUUACUAAAAAUAAAAAUAAAAAAAACGACCGUAGAAUUCAGAAUGGGAUAAGGAGUUCCUCAGCUACAUCAAAAACUGCCACCAACAAAAGGAAUGUCUCACCUCCAAAAUUAAUUGCAUUAAAAAAGAUAGCCCCAAUAUCAUCAUCAAGUCAGGAAAUUAUUAAAUAUUGUAUGGAGAACGCAAGAGGAGACAUUGCAUCGAGGAUUAUUUCAAGGAUGGCUCACAAAAGGGAAGAUUUUGCUUUAUUUAUAACAAAUUUAAAUACAGAUCAAUUGAAUGAAUUUACUGGAGCACUUAGAGAUUACAUGAAUCAAGUAUUAAAACAUGUCCAUUCAGCAGACAAAAUUCGUGAAAUUUCAAUGCAAUUUGGUAUACUUCAAGUCUCAAGAAGAGAAUGGGGUUUUAAGGCAGAUUUUUUUGCCUGUAUGGCUAAUUCAAUUACAACAGAGUGUGUUUUUCUUGAUGGUGCUGCUCAUCAACCUACAGAAGCUAUUGAGGCUUGGGCAGAGUUAGUUGAAUUAAUGUUUACAAAUAUUAGAGAAGGAUACUAUCAACAAAUUAGAUACUUAAGAAGAAGAUCACAAUGUUUUUCUGGAUAUUUUAGUCAAUCACAAGAAGUAUCAACAUCAUGUGAAAAUGUAUUGGAUGAUUUCAAUUACCUUGAUACUAUUAAUAUUCCACAUUCAUCAAAUGACAUUAAUCAUAAAAGAUUUUUUAAAGAUAAUAAAGAAGUAAAUUAUAAACAUCCAUGGACAAUGCAAAGGCAAAUGUCAGAAAGUGGUUGCUAUGGUGAAAGACCAACAAAUUUAAGAACUCGUUAUAACUAUAACAAGGAUAAAAAUUCUCCAAUUGAACCAGUUAUGUCACCUGGAGUUAUUAUAAAUAUAAAAAAUUAA
This is a messenger RNA of Strongyloides ratti, 1935 nucleotides long. RefSeq lists its product as hypothetical. The record is from RefSeq and is a predicted model, not a curated record. The transcript has 3 exons. NCBI's taxonomy places the organism in Eukaryota, Metazoa, Nematoda, Chromadorea, Rhabditida, Strongyloididae. Bases 1 to 1935 code for a protein of 644 amino acids. Gene Ontology annotation, molecular function: oxygen binding; heme binding.